Messenger RNA from Mya arenaria, 771 nucleotides. RefSeq names its product neo-calmodulin-like. The coding region runs from base 1 to 771 and encodes 256 amino acids. Gene Ontology annotation, molecular function: enzyme regulator activity; calcium ion binding. NCBI's taxonomy places the organism in Eukaryota, Metazoa, Mollusca, Bivalvia, Myida, Myidae. The record is from RefSeq and is a predicted model, not a curated record. The transcript is spliced from 10 exons.
AUGAUCUUAGUAAAUAUAAAGAUAGCUGAGAUUUCCACUGAGACCAGUACAUACAAAUGGCGAUUCAUUUCAGAGUUCAAGGAGGCGUUCAGCCUGUUUGACAAGGACGGCGAUGGAACCAUUACCACCAAGGAGCUGGGAACGGUCAUGAGGUCCCUGGGACAAAACCCGACUGAGGCCGAGUUACAGGACAUGAUCAACGAAGUUGACGCUGACGGAAACGGUACCAUAGAUUUUCCAGAGUUCCUGACAAUGAUGGCCAAGAAAAUGAAGGACACUGACAGUGAAGAAGAAAUCAGGGAAGCGUUCCGCGUGUUUGACAAGGACAUGAUCAAUGAGAUGGAUGCUAACGGCAACGGUACAAUUGAUUUUUCGGAGUUUCUCAAGUCAAUGGGUAGAAAGGUCGACGAGGAAGAGCUGAGGGCCGCCUUCAAGCAUUUCGAUAAGGACAUGAUCAACGAAGUUGACGCUGACGGAAACGGUACCAUAGAUUUUCCAGAGUUCCUGACAAUGAUGGCCAAGAAAAUGAAGGACACUGACAGUGAAGAAGAAAUCAGGGAAGCGUUCCGCGUGUUUGACAAAGACGGAAACGGGCUUAUCAGCGCCUCGGAACUGCGUCACGUGAUGACCAAUUUAGGCGAGAAGUUGACGGAUGACGAGGUAGAUGAAAUGAUUCAGGAAGCGGAUGUGGAUGGAGACGGCCAGGUCAACUAUGAAGGUUGGUUUGUUGUUAUUAAUGAUGAUGCUGGUGGCGUGAAUUCGUGCGCAUGA